AUGCCUGGGCUGUUCAUGGAUUACGGCCACCACUUGCACAAGAAUAGGACGAGAGGAUGUUUGCCCAUUGCUUUGGUGAAAGGAGGAAAAAUCACCUUCAACGACACUUAUUCUCUGACGCUGCCCCAAAAUGCCAUUUUUGAACCUCUCUGUAGGGAUUACCCCAAUGCACGACCCGUCGAUCCCUCGACGGUAAUUAAUAUGCAUGAACCGUUCUACGCCUCUACCUUCCCUCAGAUGUAUGCUGUUGCAGCCGCAACGGUCAUCAGCUACCUACUCCUUAUAAUGCUAUUUAUAACCCCUCGGACAUUUUUUAUUGGCGGACGUGGAGGUGGAUUUCUCAGCCGGCAUGGAAUGAUAAGUGGCUCUUACGGCAGCUCCUCUGUCAUUGGUGUUGGCGGGCGCCCAUGGCUGCAAAAGGUCGCUGCUCUAACGGUCGUCAUUUCACUCACCAUCGCAACUGCAGAUUCGUUCGCAGUAGCUAAGCGGCAGUAUGACAUGGGUUUUAUGGACUCGAUGGCCUUGACAGAUGAAGUCGUGAGUGGCGUGGAGAUUCGCACCAUCCGCGUUAUUUCCAGCACGUUUCUAUGGCUGGCACAAGUCCAGACUCUGAUUCGUCUGUUCCCACGACAUAAAGAAAAGGUUAUCAUCAAGUGGGUUGGGUUUGCCAUGAUUAUGCUUGAUACAAUCUUCAGUAUCCUCAACAAUACAAUUCGCCAGGCGACAACCAUGCUGGUCCAGCCGAGGCAGAUUGUGGACGCGAUACCUGCCCUGAACUACCUGUUCGAAUUGGCUCUGAGUUUGCUAUAUGCCGCAUGGGUCAUUUUUUAUUCCCUUUCCAAACACCGAUUUGCGUUCUUCCACGUAAAUAUGCGGAAUAUCUGUCUCGUGGCGUUGUUGUCAUUGGUUGCAGUAUUGAUACCCGUUGUCUUCUUUAUUUUGGACGUUUCGAAACCCGAUGUCGCGGGAUGGGGAGAAUAUAUCCGUUGGGUUGGAGCGGCCGCGGCUAGCGUGGUUGUGUGGGAAUGGGUGGAGCGGAUCGAAGCUCUAGAAAGAGAAGAGAGGAAAGACGGAAUUUUGGGUCGAGAGAUAUUUGAUGGAGAUGAAAUGCUGGAGACUACUCCGUCCGAGGAAGUUGACUCGCCACAUGAUCGUCAUGGCGGUGGUACCGGUGGGAAAAAGGGCGUCGGCGGUAGCAUCUGGACAAAGAUGAUGGGCUUAACGCCGCGGCCGCUACGAAGCCGUGUUAGGUAUCAACACAGAUCCCAUCCCCGGCGAAAGCGUCAACAGAGGGCGAAAACUGAGGACACACCAGAGUCCGUUGAGAGUGAGCAUCCGACCCCUCCGCCCCAGGCCAUAACGCCCGUGAGCCGCGCGGACACAGCUAGUACAGUCUACCGCGUACGACAUCAUUCCAUCGGAAGCCUAUCGCCAUCAAUGCCUGAUAUGAUGGCGAAUGAAGAGGCUGAGAAAGGGUUUGAACUGGUUCGAACCAGGGACAGCGACCCUAGGAGCGGUCACGCUAUAUCAAGCCCAAUCCCCAGCAUAAGACACGGAAUCGACUGGCUUCAUACACUUAACCCAUUUAGACGCCGUCGCGGCUCACCUCCCCAGGAAGUUGCAAGUGCGCAAGCGGAGGAAGGGAAUAUCCGCCAUCCCACACCGGCAGGCUCCAAGGAUGAGGCACAGGCCGGCUCUACCUUGAAAGGUCAUAUCGGCAGCUCGUGGAGGUCCUUUUUGCACCGCGACUGGGGAGCCAGGGAUGAAGACGUUCAGCGAAGGGAGUCAGUUCUACCAGUUACAGUCAUUCCAGCGCGGUCACGCCGAGAGCGGACCGCAUCACACGGUGCAGUUCACCGAUCCGGAUCGCAACAAUCGAGAGAUGGCAGCAAUGAUCGUGGCGCAACGGGAACACCACUUCCCGUGGUUGUAAUACCUGCGCGGCCAAGAAUAGCCAAAGCUUGGGAUUCCUCCGCCUUUGAAGAAUACGUUCGAAACCAGCCGAAUAAUCUCUCUCCCGCUCUGCAGAAUGACCAUAACUCGACUAGCCUAGGUGUCCAGCAACCGCAGACCACACCCUCCGAACAACAGGACGUAAACCCACUAAAUCAGCUUUCCUCGGAUUAUGAAGCUGACACGGGCGGAGCACAAAGAAGCAUAGAGAGCACGACUCGAUUCCCAAGCUCUCGAUCCUCAUCAGGUCGGACACUCACCGGUUCCGCGCCGCUGACCCUGGACGACACGGGGCAAAGGAUAUCUGUACCAGAGCGACGAAGUCCAUCAACACAACAUCGUCGUGUCUGGGAUGAUUCUGGAGGUACUGAUGGGGUGACCUGA
Uncinocarpus reesii 1704 is the source of this 2337-nucleotide messenger RNA. RefSeq lists its product as uncharacterized. NCBI's taxonomy places the organism in Eukaryota, Fungi, Ascomycota, Eurotiomycetes, Onygenales, Onygenaceae. The transcript has 2 exons. Gene Ontology annotation, cellular component: plasma membrane. Gene Ontology annotation, biological process: cellular response to pH. The record is from RefSeq and is a predicted model, not a curated record. The coding region runs from base 1 to 2337 and encodes 778 amino acids.